AUGAGCAAAGAUAUCUUGACUUUGACCCCUAUUGUCGGGGUGUUCGAUGCCUGUCCAGCUAAUGGUCAGAUAAAUCUAUAUCAUCAAAGCCGAGAAGUCCAACCCGAAAGAGGCAAAGACGUUCAUGACAACAUCUCGUACGAUUCGCAGUCGAGAGAAUUAGUCGAUUCUGCUGUUACAGAUACUGCAAGUCCAUCUUCAGCUUCGGACGCUGACACAAUAGUCGUGGCGCCGAUACAACAGACCGAAGACCAGCAAUCAACAGCACAUCGAGCACCAGAAAGUCAGCUGCAAAAACGAAGGCAUAGAGCUCGCAAAUUCAGAUACAGAGAGGAGCAUCACGUUACUCUGUAUUUGCUUCGGACAAUAACCCAGGGCUCUUGGAAGCAGACCACGAGAGUUUUCAAUGAAAUCUAUCAGCAAGAUAUCGCAGAUUAUGGACUCGACAGAGAACUACUACCAACAGCCUUAAAAUCACAGUUCGCCUUCCGUCGCACUAGCCAGAGGGCACUCUGGGAGGACUUUCUGAAGGAGAUCAAAGACGACAAGAACGCUUUCAGCGAAGUUAAGACCCGCAUCGACACGGCUUUGCUGGCGUACGCUACACUGCCCAAAUCGUUGUAUCCAAAGAAGAGGAUCCGUCGGAUUUGCAUAAACAGAGAAGAUGCUCAUCCCCCACUACCAGUCGUACUCUUUAGAGCCUACAAUGAUGCUAGCCANGGAUCGAACUCACCCGAAGGGUUCGUCGCGAGUUACUUCGAGGGUUACGACAGUCUGUCAUCGCCACCAGACUACUCGGAUCACGAUUUGGAGAACACGAUCAGAAAACAUAUCAGCCAACAUCAAGACUUUAAGUCUCCUUUGAUAAGCACUGGCAGCUGCUUAGUCAAGUUGGUUCGUCGUGCGAUCAAGGCAAGCGCAAGGGCUAAAGAUCUGAAGUCAUGCAGAAUCAGCAUAAUAGAUACGCAAAAGGUUGGACAGGACGACAGCAUCUUUUACGCUCGCCCGUAUCGCGAUCUGUUCCGGAGCAUCAAGAGGAUGUUUCCGUGGAGGUACUCCGCCGAAGAAGAGUACUUGGUUUGGGGCAGCAUACCUAAAGCAGCCGUACUAGCCGACGUGUCUUUGCAAGAUCUGUUGUCUUUAAAAGCCGAAGAUUCUAUACUAUCACAUGCUUUCGAUACUGACGUCUCCUCAGGAAGAGUCGAGCAAAUGUGCAGAACACUGAAGGGCAAGAAAACUUUACUUUCAUCAGAGCUCGUCGGUGGGAUUGCUCGUCUUAUUGCCUUUCUUGGUAUGGAAAUUGAUACCCCACCUGCAAUUAUCGCAAAAAUUGUCUGUGAAGUAUUACAUGGUUGGUUUAUUGUUCUGCCUGUUCAGUCAAGAGAAGCUUGGCUUGCAGAAGCUGCAAUAUUUGCUCACAAUUUUAUUGACUCGCAAGAGUGUGUGGUUGUCGGCUACGAAGAAAAACACUUUACUGCCAUUUGCCAGGCAUUCCUGGCUGGUGCAAGGACAUCCCUGAAGAGUUGGGCGGCGCAUAUCGAGAUCAACCAAGAUCGAGCGCAGGUUGCGAUUGACAGAGCGAUCAAAGUCGGGCUUCUUGACGCGGAAGAGAGAGCCGCGAGGCUGGGAAUAGAAGGGGUCAAGUAA
Molecule: messenger RNA, 1647 nt
Organism: Aureobasidium vineae
Lineage: Eukaryota; Fungi; Ascomycota; Dothideomycetes; Dothideales; Saccotheciaceae
Source: the annotation of a GenBank genome assembly